This is a messenger RNA of Grus americana (Whooping crane), 3533 nucleotides long. RefSeq names its product kelch like family member 18 (gene KLHL18). Lineage: Eukaryota; Metazoa; Chordata; Aves; Gruiformes; Gruidae. Gene Ontology annotation, molecular function: protein binding. The transcript has 10 exons. The coding region runs from base 52 to 1803 and encodes 583 amino acids. The record is from RefSeq and is a predicted model, not a curated record.
AGGCGCGGGGGAGGCGAAGCGAGGCGGGGAGCGGCGGGAGCGGCCGGGAAGAUGCUGGAGGCGGCGGCGGCCGAGCCGGAGCUGGACCCCGAGGACUUGGUGCACUUCUCGGUGGGCGAUUUGCCCAGCCGCGGCUAUGGUGUGAUGGGGGAGAUCCGGCGGCAGGGCAAGCUCUGCGAUGUGACCCUAAAGGUAGGGGACCAUAAAUUCAGCGCUCACCGGAUCGUGCUGGCAGCUUCUAUCCCGUACUUCCACGCCAUGUUCACCAACGACAUGAUGGAGUGCAAGCAGGAUGAGAUUGUCAUGCAGGGGAUGGAUCCCAGUGCGCUUGAGGCUCUGAUCAACUUUGCCUACAAUGGUCACCUGGCCAUAGAUCAGCAGAACGUCCAGUCUCUGCUGAUGGGGGCAAGUUUCCUGCAGCUGCAGAACAUCAAAGACGCUUGCUGCACUUUCCUCAGAGAGAGGCUUCACCCUAAGAACUGUCUGGGAGUGCGGCAGUUUGCAGAGACGAUGAUGUGUGCGGUGCUCUACGACGCUGCCAACAGCUUCAUUCACCAGCACUUCGUGGAGGUAUCCAUGUCUGAAGAGUUCCUGGCACUGCCUUUUGAAGACGUCCUGGAGCUCGUCUCUAGGGAUGAGCUCAAUGUGAAGUCUGAAGAGCAGGUGUUUGAAGCUGCGUUAGCCUGGAUACGGUACGACCGAGACCAGAGAGAGUCGUUCCUACCCGAGCUCCUGUCCAAAAUCCGCCUCCCCCUUUGUCGACCUCAGUUUCUCACUGACCGCGUGCAACAAGAUGACCUGGUCCGCUGCUGCCACAAAUGCAGGGAUCUAGUUGAUGAGGCAAAAGAUUAUCACCUCAUGCCGGAGCGCCGGCCGCACCUCCCAGCGUUCAAGACCCGUCCUCGGUGUUGUACCUCAAUUGCAGGAUUGAUUUAUGCUGUUGGAGGACUUAACUCAGCAGCAAAUUUUUAUGCAGGUGACUCGCUGAAUGUGGUGGAAGUCUUUGAUCCCAUUGCCAACCGUUGGGAGAAGUGCCAGCCGAUGACGACGGCCCGGAGCCGAGUCGGGGUAGCGGUGGUGAACGGAUUGCUCUACGCCAUCGGCGGCUACGACGGUCAGCUGAGGCUGAGCACCGUGGAGGUUUACAACCCAGAGAUGGAUUCCUGGUCCAAAGUAGAAAGUAUGAACAGCAAGCGAAGCGCGAUGGGAACGGUGGUGCUGGAUGGCCAGAUCUACGUGUGUGGCGGCUACGAUGGAACCUCAUCCCUCAACUCCGUGGAGUCCUAUUCUCCAGAAACAAACAAGUGGACGGUGGUGACCCCCAUGAGCUCCAACCGCAGCGCCGCUGGAGUCGCCGUCUUCGAGGGCCGGAUCUACGUAUCGGGAGGGCACGACGGCCUGCAGAUCUUCAACAGUGUGGAGUACUACAACCACCACACGGCUACCUGGCACCCGGUCGCCAGCAUGCUCAACAAGCGCUGCCGCCACGGAGCAGCCUCGCUGGGCAGCAAAAUGUUCGUCUGCGGAGGUUACGACGGCUCGGGUUUCCUCAGCAUCGCCGAAGUCUACAGCUCCAUGGCGGAUCAGUGGUACCUGAUCGUCCCCAUGAACACCCGGAGGAGCCGCGUCUCCCUCGUUGCAAACUGUGGCCGUCUCUACGCGGUGGGGGGUUACGACGGACAGUCUAACCUCAGCUCGGUAGAAAUGUACGACCCGGAAACGAACCGCUGGACGUUCAUGGCCCCGAUGGUGUGCCACGAGGGAGGGGUCGGCGUGGGCUGCGUCCCCCUCCUCACCAUCUGAGAAGCAAGCGGGGGGUUUUUUUUGGGGUGGGGAACCGAUCUUUUCAACGACAAUCUGAGGAGAGGUUCAAAGAGCGUGACAGCCGCAGAGGUGCGUUUCCAGGUGCUCAAGUGUCAUUCACAAACACACAAAAAAAACUCGACAAAACAAUCCCCGCCCUUGACUUUUACUCCUGAAAGAUCAAACGCAUCGAAAUACGCCGCAUCUACGCGCUGGUGCGAGCGAGGAGCUGCCCGCCUCCCUCCGUUAGCCUUUCCUCGGAGCUGCGGCUACGCCAACCCUUCCUCUCGCCGUUGGUUUUUCCAAACAGCCCUGCGGUCUCCGCUUUCGGCUGCGCCUUUGGGAAAUGCUGCUGUAGGCCGGGGGAGGGAGGCAGGCUCAAUUGCGACAUAAAAACGGCCGCUUUAAUGACUUUGAAAAUACGUCCGCUCCUUCCAUCAGCGGCAAAGCGACCCCACGAUCCCCCCUGAGGGUUUGGGCAGCGGCGAUGUGGCUCGCUGCUGGGCACGAACGGAUCUCGCCUGGUUUAUUAAAACAGAAGAACGACCAACCGUCGGCGUCGGUUCCCGGACCGCAUCCAGGCCCUGCGUUUCGAGGUGCUUCUUACACAAGCCGUCGGCGGCUUCUCGAAGUGGAGCUGUGCUUUCUUCAGCUCGAUGGGGAAAACUUCUCCACAAGAGCCGCGUGAUGGAGAAACUAGGAAGGGGGAAAGCCAGGCGGUUAAACCAUCGAAUCGUUGUAGCAAGCUUUGGAGGAGAAGGCCGAACGUAAAUGACACUAAACAACCCUCUUGGGAUUUCAGAAUGGGAAACAGGCCACGGUGUUAAUUCUAAAGGUGGCCUUUAAAUUAAAUAGCGAUCUGUUUUCAAAGGUGAUGGGUAAGAGGGAGCUGGAGCGGGGCAAAGAUCUUUCAGGAGGGGCAAGAAAAAAAUCCGUGUUGAAUUUGUCAGCUCUGGAAGGCCACUGCUGUGCCGGUGCGGGCAGCUGCCAUCCCCGGGGGGGAGAGGGACGGCUGCAGGCAGAGCGCAGGCAGAGAAAUCCCGCGCAAGGGUGACCAUCACUGCGAAGGGCCGGGGGGGAAAAUCACGUGUCGGCAGAGCUGGCGCAGCCACGGCCCAGGCAAGAUCGCCGCUUUUUGGUAUUUUCUGUUUUGCUACACCAGGAAAGGUCUUUGCGGUGGGUUUUGUGCCGGGGAAACUUUCUGCAGGCGAAGGGCGGCGGGGCCAAAGCAGCUGCCCGCCGUCGGCAGCGUGCAGGCAGCGCCACAGCUCCCUGCCUUGCGCGGUCCUUGCCCGCAUCAGCUCUCCAGCGCUUCUCUUGCAUGAACGUGAACCGCCAUCCCUCCGGGGCUCUCUUCCACGCCUGCGUCCUCCCGUGCCGCCCUUCGGCAAAGCCAUACCUCUUCACCGCCGUCGAAAGGGGCAGGCAGGGACAGGCAGGUGCAGGCAGGCACCGGCUGCUGCCACCCCUGCGCGCUCGGGCAGGAGGAACUCGACACUAAUCCCGCCGGCAGCAGCGAAGGGACGGGGAUGUGGCCCCGUGGCCUGCCUUUCGGGGGGCACGCGGAGCUGGAUGUUCACCCCAGCCUCCCCCCCGCGCGUUCUGACCCGACUCCUAGCGUCGCUCGGGGUUUGAACUGUGGGUGUACAUGUGGAUGUCUAUAUAUUCAGGUACUAUGUAUAUUUUAGGUAUGUAUAACGAGCGUAUCCAGCUAUAAAUGUGAUUUGUCA